AUGGUAAUUAUUCAGCAUGCAGAUCCACUUGGGAAUGGGCUAGGGAAAGUGGUUAUCAUUGAAGCUGCCGAGACCAACUGCAUUGUGCCUGAAGUAGCUACGCCCAUCAAAUUACUUGGGCACUUGGGCUUAAGGUACAUUCUUUUCUGUUUCUGGCCUUUUGUGAACAAGUUAUGUGCAUUCUGUUAUCUGAAGGAUGACAUGAUUGGCAUUAAGAAGAAUAGAGAGAAAUAUCUUGAGAGUAUGAAGACAAUGAAACUGGAUUUAGAGCAUUUGGGGUCCUCGGAAUUUGAUCCUUAUUUGAAUACUGAUGUUGGUACAAUGUCUCCGUUUGAGCACGAGGAGUUUUUUGUUCUCGGUGAUGGUGGAGAGGUGGUCCCGCACAUUACUGAUGCUAUUAAGAAUUGGAUUGAAUUUGUGUCUGUAAUUCUCGUGGAUGGAAAGAAUGUCUUGCAGAUAUUUGUGUUAUUGAACUUGGAUGUGGUUUGUGUGACUACUGACUUCGCCAUGCAACAUGUGCUUCUUCAGAUUGGUUUACGACUCCUGGCUCCUGGUGGGAUGCAGAUUCGUGGCUCCACAGGAAAUGUUGUUUUGUGUUCAUCUAAAGUUACACUAUUAUGGGGAGAAAAUUUGCCUCUUCAGAUGAAACUGAUGGGUGAUUUGAUAUCUUUGAUACAGGGCAAAAGGAUUCACAUACCUCCCAGGGACAUUAUACAAAGAAAUGCAACCUACAAAGGCUCUGAUUCUGAGCCUAAAGAUUUGCUUGAGCUGUAUAAAAAAUUGAAGGGCAACAUGGAGAAGUAUUUCUUGAUGCAGUAG
This is a messenger RNA of Striga asiatica, 819 nucleotides long. The record is from the annotation of a GenBank genome assembly. NCBI's taxonomy places the organism in Eukaryota, Viridiplantae, Streptophyta, Magnoliopsida, Lamiales, Orobanchaceae.